AUGGCGGAUCUGAGGGACGAACGAGUGCUGCGGAUGACCUACCUCAACAUGCUCUUCGACUGGGACGGAUCGGACGCCACGAAAGUCCACGAACCGUUGAGCCACCAGCUGGGCUACCUGUUUGUCGCUUUCCUGGUUCUGGUGGGCGCGUUCGUGGUGUGGCGCGUCUGGAACAGGCGGAGGAAGGCCAAGAAGGCGCGCCCGCUCCCCUACCGCGUCGUGAAACCUCCGUCCAGCCUCGCCGGCGACAGCAGGGACCCCGGUAAAAGAGUCGUGGCCGUCGUCGGUGGCACCGGCUUCGUUGGGUCGUGGAUCGUAGACGAGCUCGUUCGUCGUAGCGACUGUUACGUGUACGUAUUGGGGAGGACGUUUCGCCCCGAGCGGACCAACCCAGAGGCGGACGCGCUCAUCCAGGUGGACUUGGAGGACGACGAGGGUCUGGAGAGGGCGUUCAACGGCGUGGAUUCCGUCAUAGACGCGGCCGCAGUCUUGCCUAACGCGUUCUCCAACGCGGCGGACGUGUGGCGUGUCAACAAACAGUGCCUCGAGCACUUGGUGAAGGCCGCGCAGAGAGCCGGAGUGAAAAACUUUGCCUUUCUGUGCGGGAUGCAUUUGGAAGGGAGGCCUCGAGACCCCGUCGCACGAGCGUUUGUGAACGCCUUUGCCUGGGGGGAGGAAUUUGUUAGUUCGGCCAACAGAAAUAACGGAAUGAGGACAUGUGUCGUGUCUCCAGCUCAGAUUGUGGGUCUAAGACAGGCUUUCUACGAGCAGAUGUUAUCGGGGAAAAUGACCUCUUUCCCCAAAGCGAAACACCGAGCUUCGUUCUUACCGGUGGAGUAUGUUGCCCGUGCCAUUGCAAAUGCCGAACGAAAACUUUCUGCAGGUUCUGAUAAAGUAUGUGGAAAAAUCCUCCCCCUUGUUGGCGACGUAAUGACAAUGGAAAAAUUCACAUCGUUGCCUGCCUGGCCGCACGAAAUCAAAGAUAUGUCUCUCCGUUUUCUCGAGAUGCUGGCACGGUUCAAUAGCUUCUGUGCUAAGUGGUUUGGUAGACCUCCAUUUGGUCGAGAGCUUUGCCCUGCAAUUGUGACUUUCUUUGACAAUGCCGAGGAAGACGUUGAUUGCAGUGAAACGUAUGAGGCACUUGAGGUGGGGCCCCCUCCCCCAAUUAACGAUUACCUGGUCAAGAUGGUUGAAGAGUAUCAGAAGAAGAUAAAAUAAUGGUGUCGAGCAGAAGAACAAAUGACAGUGUGUGCAUAAUGGCUGUGUUAUAGCAGUAGUUGUUGAUUUUUACUUGGUGUCUGAAUUUUACGGAUAGCAAACUUUCUCAAGUAGUACAUAUAUAUACAAAUUGUAUAUAGCAAUGUGUGUGUGUUUGCAUGUUGUGAAAGGUUUAUGCU
Messenger RNA from Geodia barretti, 1397 nucleotides. Lineage: Eukaryota; Metazoa; Porifera; Demospongiae; Tetractinellida; Geodiidae. The record is from the annotation of a GenBank genome assembly.